AUGGCUUUUGUAGCAAAUAAAGAAAUUCAAUCCGGAUAUUCUGAUUAUUUUAGUCUCUGCUGCAUUGUUGGUGAUAUUGAUCACUGCGAACCCAUUGAUCUGUUUGCCUCAUGUACAGAUCUAUUGAGGAGGGAAGCUUUGCGGAUUCUGAUGUUGAUUCUUGGAAUAGCUGCCCUCCUUGGCAACUUAGUUGUUAUCAUUCGGCGAGUAAUUGAAAAUGACUUUAAUGUCCAAUCCAUACUCAUCACUAAUCUUGCAGUCUCCGACUUGCUGAUGGCGGUUUACAUGAUAAUCAUAGCAGGAGCUGAUAUUUACUACAGGGGGAGGUACGCACGGUAUGCAGAAAUUUGGAAAAACAGUUUCGUUUGCAGUUUUGCCGGGUCUAUCUCAACAUUGUCCAGUGAAUGUUCGGUUUUCAUCUUGAUGAUUAUGAGUUUUGACCGUGCAGUAACCAUUGCUUAUCCAUUCAGCACCGUAAGGCUUAAUCGUAAAAGAUGCAUUAAAAUCAUGGGUAUUGCUUGGUUGACUGUAAUUACUGUCAGUAUUCUUCCUGUGUUCAACCGUAUAAGUUUCGUCAACAUACCGUAUUUCGUAGACAACUACUACGGGCGACAAAGUGUGUGCUUGGCACUACCGCUAACAGCUGACCGAUACCCAGGCUGGCAAUAUGCUAUAAUGAUAUUCCUGGCAUUCAACUUCUUCAGUUUUAUCGUCAUAGCAGGGAGUUACAUCUCAAUUUAUAUAUCCGUAAAGCGAACGGCAUCGAGGGUAAAUAGAGGUACGAGGCGAGCAGAGGAGAUCAGGAUGGCAACAAAGAUGAUAAUAAUCGUCUUAACAGAUUUCAUGUGUUGGUUUCCAAUUAUCUUAAUGGGAAUUGUGUCGGAAGCUGGUGCCUGGAAACUUCCUGAUGAAAUUUACGUUUGGUCUGCGACAUUCAUUAUUCCAAUCAAUUCCUCACUAAAUCCAUAUCUUCAUACCAUUGCAUAUAUGUUUAAAAAGAAGAAAUAUACACCUGCACAUAUUAAUUAUUAAGGCGUUUCAUUUAAUACAAAAGAAACAUAAAACCCAAAAAUAUGUCAUUAUUUUAAAUUUGUAAAUGGCACGACACCAUAUAAGCAAUCUCAAAUUAACUAACACUAGCACAUGCAAUCACCUGUAUGAUACUGCAGAAAAUGUUUGCUUAUUAAAACAUUUGUUGUGGUGUCUGAUAAUUAAAGCAUGAAAAUGUGAGACCACUGAACAUUUGUGUUUGAGAUGUACACCUACGUAGAUAUCAUAAUUAAAUUAAUUGUAUGAUUUUACAUUUUGUCACUAACCCCACGAAGAAACACAUUUCUCAAUUUCAAUCAAAACAACAUUUUGAGAAAAAAAGAGUGUGAAGUUGACUACGUCACGAAGAACUUGUUUACUUCACAAAACUGUACAUUUAACCACCAAGAUAUCCAAAUUUGAAAUAGUUUCAGUUGUACAUGUUUAAAACACAUUAAAUAAUCAUAGUUCAAAACAUGAUAUAUUUUUAGUCUUAUAAAAAUAUACAGCUUUCCAUUUUUUAAUGUAAUGUUGUCUUGUAUGUAUUGAAAUUUUAGACAAGGAAAUAUUAAGCCACAUGGUUGUUCAUAGUUAAUGUAGCAUUCAAAAAGACACUUUUAUAAUGGAAUUUCGCUUGUUGAAUCCAUUGAAAAUAUUCAUAAACACUCGAUUUCAUAAUUUAGAAGUAUGACACUUAGCUCACAGCAAAAAAAAAAGUGGAACAGAAUCGGGUACACAUAGUGUACUCUGUGUUAACGCUAAGUUUACUACUUUUGGCUAUUGGUUUAGGUUUAAAUCCAAUGAUAUGUCAAGCAGCAAACUUGAUUACUAUUCAAUGUGGCAUAUCCUUCACAAGACAGACAAAACAUAACCCAAGAUGCUCUACAUAAACUAAGCCUCAUUAUGAGGCUUAGUGAGUGGAGUGGAGUUGUUUUGGUCGUGAGAAAACACCAUGUUAGCACGACAGGAAUUGAACACAAGACCUGGGAUUAAAAGGCAAGCAUAUAAACCACCAAGCUACUCCACUCCACUCCAACUAAUACUCCAUUCCAGCUACUCUCCUGCUGCACCUUUAUGACUAGUAGCCUGUUGAAACAUUUUGAUGUGUUAUCAACAUACAUUUAAUAUUGGUGUAGUACUGUUCUUGUAGUUUAACGUUGUAGUUAAGAUUAUGUAGUAACAAACAACGUGAUUUCGAAACAUGUACUGAUGAUGGUUACGGAAAUUUUCAUUUUUAGGCGUAUUCGCAUAUUAUACGUUCAUGUUGCUGUUUUGUAUUUUAUCGUUGUAGUAACAAAAAAACGUGAUUUCAAAACAAUUUUUAAUGAUGUGUAAGGAAUUGUCUCAACAUUUGAGGCUUUUUUUCAUAUAUAUUAAAACUGCUCUAUUAUAGUCUUGAAUUUUAUCGUUUGCUGUGACAAAGAAAGUGGGUCAAAACAUGCUUUGAUUAUCUAAAAGGGAUUCUCAAGGAGGAGUGUUCUCAUGUAUAUUCAUGUUGCUCUAUUAAUAUUUGUGUCGUUGUAGUUAAAGAUUAUGUAGUAAAUAAGAAUGUGAUUCCGAAAAAUGUUCAGACGAUAUUUAAGAAAUUGUGGAUAUAAAUUAUUAUUUUAGUGAUAUUUACUGUAGUAAACUAGUAAAUGUGUUGUGGUUUUAAUUAUGCAUAAUCCUUUCAUGAAAAGCUUCGAUCAAUGCUGAAUGUUUAAAGGAUCGUAAUAUAUUUUAAAACAUUUCAAAAAAUGUUUAUCAUACGAUGGAUUUUUUAAUUGUGGAAUAAAUUAUUGUUUUACAAUUAUUUAUUGUAGUAAACUAGUAAAUGUGUUGUGGUUUUAAUUAUGCAUAAUCCUUUUAUGAAGAGCUUCGAUCGAUGCUGAAUGUUUAAUGGAUCGUAAUAUAUUUUAAAACAUUUCAAAAUAGUUUCUAUCACACAAUCGAUUUUGUAAUAGGCCCCAAUAGUGUAUUAGGUAGACAAGUGUUUGUUAUGUAUCUCAAAACAUUAUUGUCAUUUUGACAUUACAGUCUUCAUCAUUAUUGUCUAGUCAUAGAAAUAAUAUAAAAAUUGUGCUAGCAUAAGUUGGCGGUGGUCGCAACUUAAAUACACCCUUUCCAGACUCCCGGCAGCAGCAAAAGUACCUAAUCAAUCAUGAAAUUGCUUACAUAGGAAAUUCAAACGACUAAAGUGUGGGGCUACGUGUUACUCUACCCUUACCAAAAAAAUAAACAAGUGACCACCUUCAAAUGGUUCACACUUUAAACACUGGUGGUCGCCGCCAAUGUAAACAAUCAUUUGUCAUCCCCUGUCAAUAUUAUAUGCAUUUUAUAAUUUCCUCGUAAGGUCUGAUGCUAACAAAAUGAAUUUAAAACAGUGCUUAAUCAUUAUUUAAUAAUGUAAUUGUACAUAGU
Messenger RNA from Anneissia japonica, 3429 nucleotides. RefSeq names its product G-protein coupled receptor GRL101-like. Gene Ontology annotation, molecular function: G protein-coupled receptor activity. The coding region runs from base 1 to 1032 and encodes 343 amino acids. The transcript has 2 exons. Gene Ontology annotation, cellular component: membrane. The record is from RefSeq and is a predicted model, not a curated record. NCBI's taxonomy places the organism in Eukaryota, Metazoa, Echinodermata, Crinoidea, Comatulida, Comatulidae. Gene Ontology annotation, biological process: G protein-coupled receptor signaling pathway.